Xiphophorus couchianus (Monterrey platyfish) is the source of this 1343-nucleotide messenger RNA. RefSeq names its product RAB, member of RAS oncogene family-like 3 (gene rabl3). Bases 72 to 773 code for a protein of 233 amino acids. Lineage: Eukaryota; Metazoa; Chordata; Actinopteri; Cyprinodontiformes; Poeciliidae. The record is from RefSeq and is a predicted model, not a curated record. The transcript is spliced from 8 exons.
AUCAGUGUACAUAAAAUUAUCUUCAAGGCGGGGAUAACUUGUUGUUCUUCCGGUACUCUUCGUCAUCAGAAAUGGCUUCUCUUGACAGGGUAAAAGUGUUAGUUUUAGGAGAUUCUGGGGUUGGCAAAUCUUCCUUAGUCCAUUUAAUAUGUCAGAAUCAGGUUUUUGGAAAUCCAUCUUGGACUGUUGGCUGUUCUGUGGAUGUACGGGUUCAAGAUUACAAAGAAGGAACCCCUGAGGAGAAAACUUUCUACAUUGAGCUAUGGGACAUUGGAGGAUCAGUUGGCAGUGCCAACAGUGUCAAAAGCACCAGAGCAGUCUUCUACAAUUCAGUAAAUGGAAUAAUAUUGGUACACGAUUUAACAAAUAAGAAAUCUUCCCAAAAUCUCUACCGCUGGUCAAUGGAAGCUUUGAAUAAGGAUUCCUCCCCAACAGGAGUCAUUGUCUCAAAUGGUGAGUAUGACAGAGAACAGUUUGUUGAGAACGCAGUGCCUUUGCUGCUGAUCGGAACAAAGUUUGACCAGAUUCCAGAGAACAAACGCAGUGAAGUUCUCACUAGGACGGCCUUCCUUUCUGAAGAUUUUAAUGCAGAGGAGAUCAAUCUCGACUGCACAAACCCAAGAUACUUUGCUGCAGGCACAUCAAAUGCUGUGAAACUUAGCCGUUUCUUUGAUAAGGUAAUAGAGAAGAGAUAUUUCACCAGAGAUUCAAGUCAGAUGACAGGCUUUACUGACAGAAAAAGGUUCAGCUUCAAAAGUUUGCACUAUGACUGAGUUCCAUGAAUGCAACAGUGGUGGUCUGUGGUUUUUUUUUUUUACCAACACAUCUGUGAGUUGACAUGUUGGAGACCAGCCGUAGCAGCAUAAACAACCUCACCUCCGCCUCUUUCUGUUAUUUUAUAUUCUUUUGACCUAAAUGUGAACUCAAAAAAGAAAUUUAAUGUAAAUUGGGAAUACAUCUUUUAGAUAAUAUGCAAGGUGUAUUAUUUGGGAGUAUCUUUUUAUUUUAAAUGAACUACUUAUUUUUUUUUCUAUCAUCAGCAAAUCAUCUUGUCCACAAACAAAACACUUCUAUCAGGUUUUUACAUGUAGAUUUGACUAAACUUUCCAUUCAAUGAGGUUGCCUCAGCCUUUCAUCACUUUUUCCAUCCACUGCAGAAAGGAUCGAACUUUAGUGAAAACAUGUGGAUGCUUUGGAUCAUCACAUUUUUCUUUAAAAGUAUAAGCAGCUAUUCCUUGAACCUUGGAGUCGCAAAUAAGAGGUCCCCCAGAAUCUCCCUGCAAGAGACAAGAAAAAGACUUGAUUAGGUUUUCAAAGGAACCAGCUUUUCUUUUCUAAUGAAA